Messenger RNA from Cryptomeria japonica (Japanese cedar), 540 nucleotides. RefSeq names its product transcriptional regulator TAC1-like. Bases 1 to 540 code for a protein of 179 amino acids. The transcript has a single exon. The record is from RefSeq and is a predicted model, not a curated record. Lineage: Eukaryota; Viridiplantae; Streptophyta; Pinopsida; Cupressales; Cupressaceae.
AUGAACUUUGUUCAGAAUGAAAAUGAGGGAACUAACCAAAAUAAGGACCAGGCUGGCGUAGCGGAAGAUCAGACGGGGCAAGCGGGAUCCGCAUUGGCGGGGCAAAAAUGGUACAAAUGCAUGUAUUGCAAUGGAGGAUUCAGCUGUGCUCAGGCACUGGGAGGUCAUAUGAACGCCCACAGACGGGAACGGGCCCUUCGCAGCCGAUCUUCACCAGCAGCAUGUGACCUGGGGCUUGGUUCCUCCUUUCCCUCAUGUUCUUUGGCCUUAUCAUCUUCAUCUUAUCAGGCUGACUUCUCUUCAUUACUCCCCCAGUUGUCCACAGAACCCAGUAGAGAAAAAGAUGUUUUGGAGAAGGAUUGCGAUAGAAUUCAUUUGAAUGAGUACAGUGAAUUGUUUCAUGAAAAGCAGGAAAUAAAAGUUAAUGGCGAGGAGAUGAGUUAUUCACAGGAUGAUGAGGAAGUCGACUUAGAACUUCGUCUGGGACAAAACCCACAUAAAAGAGCGAGACUUAGUUCAACAUAUUUCACCAUUCUUUGA